Molecule: messenger RNA, 768 nt
Organism: Aspergillus terreus NIH2624
Lineage: Eukaryota; Fungi; Ascomycota; Eurotiomycetes; Eurotiales; Aspergillaceae
Exons: 2
Coding region: 1-768 (255 amino acids)
Source: RefSeq, a predicted model, not a curated record
AUGAAGAUCACGUCAACGACGGCUUUACUUCUCCUUCUCUCUACGGCUGUCACAUCUCUCAGUGUCCCUCGUUCCGACCUCACCCUCCGCGAUGACCUCUCUCACGUGAAUGACCUCGAAAAGCGCCGUGGAGGUGGCGGACGAGGAGGAGGCGGUGGUGGUAGUAGUAGUAGUGGAGGCGGAAGUGGAGGGCGCACUGGCAGCGGUGGUAGCUCGGGCUCUUCCAGCUCUUCCAGCAACAGAGGAGGCACCUCGCGCAGUGGUUCAGGCCGACAGCCAACGUACGCGGGCGGGACGUCCUACGCGGGGGGCGCUGCUGCCCCCUACGCUGCGGGCGGCCGGUCGCCAAGAGGAAUUUUCCCUUUUCUCCUGCCCAUCGGUGCGCUGGCUUUCUUCCCGGGGAUCUGGCUGUACGGGGCCUACGCAUACCCCUACAGCCACCACUACAACUAUACGAACGACACAUCGAAGCAAAACGAGUCGCUGCCGGUGGUCUGUCUUUGCCAGGAGUAUUCCGAGUGCGGAUGCGACGACAACAACAACGGCACCUUCUACCGGGAUCUUUUCAAUGGCACCGUGCCCAAGAACUCGAGCGAUGUCCGGGUUGUCAAUGUCAAUGGCACCGAGACUAUCUACAUCAACGGGACCUUGCCGAAUGGGACGACUCUGCAGGAUCCAAAUGCGUCGUCUGCCUCCAAUCACGCGGCUGAAGCGGCUGGAUAUUGGAUGAUGGUGGCCGUGGUGGUUGGUACCGUGUGGGGGCUGUAG